AUGCGCAGACAUGUACUCGUAAGUAGCGAUAGUGAUUGCUUUCGGGGGCCGAUUAUGUACGCAACUGAUGGCGGACCUCCACUUUUUUCUCGACCAACAAUGAACGUGAACACCAUGGCUGCACCCAUAGCUCUACUGUCUGUCUAUGACAAAACCAAUCUCAUCGAUCUAGCUGGGGAGCUCAACGGCGCAGGUGUUCGAUUACUUGGAUCGGGUGGAACGGCGAAAAAGAUUCGAGAGGUUGGCAUACCCAUAGAUGACGUUGCUGAUCUAACGAAAGCUCCGGAGAUGCUUGGAGGGCGAGUCAAGACAUUACAUCCUGCAGUUCACGGAGGUAUCCUCUCACGAAACCUUCCCUCGGACCAGGCAGAGCUCAAGGCCCAAGGAAUUGCUCCGAUCUCUAUUGUCGUCUGCAACCUUUACCCGUUCGAGUCCACCAUCUUCAAGCCAAAUUGUACCUUGGCCGACGCGGUAGAAGAGAUCGACAUUGGCGGUGUCACUCUACUGCGUGCAGCUGCAAAGAACCACGAGCGUGUUUCCGUGAUUUCUGACCCAGCUGAUUACAGUGAAUUUCUGGAAGCGUGGAAGACCGGGAACGGUGACGUCGGACAGGCAUUGCGAAACAAGUUGGCUUUGAAGGCUUUUGAGAUGACAGCCAAGUACGAUGCAGCUAUCAGUAGUUAUUUUCGGGAACAGUACGCGUCAGGAGACCUACCCGCAGAAAAAUCGGUCGGUUCUGUUCAGAGGAUACCACUUCGCUAUGGGGCUAACCCACAUCAAAAACCUGCGCAAGCAUUUGUCACAGAACGGGAACUCCCAUUCAAAGCCUUGUGUGGAUCUCCAGGAUAUAUUAAUUUGCUGGAUGCAUUGAAUUCUUACGCUUUGGUGAAGGAGCUCCGGGAGGCGCUUAAUCUUCCUGCUGCUGCAUCUUUCAAACACGUUUCCCCGGCUGGUGCCGCUGUCGGUAUUGAGCUCAAUGAAACCGAGAAGAAAGUAUAUGGAGUUGACGACCUCAAGGACUCGCUCACUCCCCUUGCUUGCGCCUACGCUCGUGCCCGAGGUGCGGACCGCAUGUCCUCAUUCGGAGACUUUAUCGCGUUGUCCGACCCUUGUGAUCUUGUGACGGCUCGUAUCAUCUCGCGGGAGGUUUCAGACGGUAUCAUCGCGCCUGGCUACUCCUCUGAAGCGUUGGACGUUCUUUCCAAAAAGAAGGGCGGCAAGUACUGUGUUCUCCAGAUCGAUCCUUCUUAUGAACCAGCUGAUAUUGAGACCAAACAAGUAUACGGAAUUCACCUACAACAAAGACGCAAUAAUGCCAAGAUCGAUGCGAAGCUGUUCGAAAACAUUGUUUCGAAGCAAAAACACCUUGCAGCAUCUGCUCUGACGGAUCUUAUUCUCGCCACCCUUUCCCUGAAAUAUACACAGUCCAACAGUGUGGCCUAUGCCUUAAAUGGCGCAAUUAUUGGCUUGGGCGCUGGUCAGCAGUCACGGAUUCACUGCACCCGACUUGCUGGUGGUAAAGCAGACAUCUGGUGGCUGCGCCACCAUCCUAGGGUACUCGCGCUGCCGUUCAAAAAGGGAGUCAAACGGGCCGAGAAAGCAAACGCAAUCGAUCUGUUCGUAGGUGGAGAGACUUUAGAAGGUGGAGAGAAGGAUCAGUGGGAGAGCCUGUUCGAGGGGAAAGUCGAGGCACUCACGGAAGCGGAAAGAAAGGAAUGGGUUACAAAACUCGAUAACGUCGCAUGUUCCAGCGACGCGUUCUUCCCAUUCCCCGAUAACGUCCAUCGCGCACGGAAGAGUGGUGUUAAGUAUCUGGCUGCGCCGAGCGGAAGUGUUAUGGAUGCAGAAUGCAUCAAUGCAGCGGACGAACAUGGUAUCGUGUUCGCCCACACAUCUCUACGUCUAUUUCACCAUUGA
Messenger RNA from Marasmius oreades (fairy-ring Marasmius), 1917 nucleotides. It is a transcript of the gene ADE10, whose product is annotated as Bifunctional purine biosynthesis protein ade10. Gene Ontology annotation, cellular component: cytosol. The record is from RefSeq and is a predicted model, not a curated record. Bases 1 to 1917 code for a protein of 638 amino acids. The transcript is spliced from 8 exons. Gene Ontology annotation, biological process: 'de novo' IMP biosynthetic process. Gene Ontology annotation, molecular function: phosphoribosylaminoimidazolecarboxamide formyltransferase activity; IMP cyclohydrolase activity. Lineage: Eukaryota; Fungi; Basidiomycota; Agaricomycetes; Agaricales; Marasmiaceae.